GCUGUUCCAUCACAUUUUAGUUGAAUAUUUGUUGUUCUAAUGCGUAUGAGAUUAACUGUUGGUAAUGGAUUUCGAAAAGAAACAAAACUGUAGGUAAUUGUUCCAGCUUGAUCACAGUUCCACACACUAAUUGCAUUACCAGUAUAAUCUUCAUUGUUAGGUGAUGUAAAGAUGAGUCCAUUUUGAUAGAGUGUAAUCGUAGCAGCAGCAAGAACAAUUUUACUGUUCGAGAUGUUCACAUUGAUUAAAUAAACUCCGGCAUAUUUGGCAUGGCAGGGCAUCCUCAAAACAUACCGCUUAACAGUAGAAAACUUGGUAAGUUUCAUUCUUAAUUGACCUUUAUAAGUACUCUUCGCGAUUGUGUGUCCCAUUGUCGAUUUUCUCAAAGCAGUUGGCUUCUUCAAAAAACAUGAUGGUACGUUCUAUAUGGGCAUAUUUUUGAAAAGAAUAUUUACAGCUCAUUCUGCAGCGCAGAAAAUUCUCUAUCUGCCCUUUAUGAGUUUUUGUCAACAACUUGAAAUCGUACGAAACACUUAAGGGCCACCCCUCACAGAAAAAGCUUUUAGGUUACGUACUGCCAAACGUACCGCUAAACAGUAGAAAACUUGAAAUACAUCGUAUGAAAUAUGAAGAUGUAUAUGCUAUUGAACAAGCAAGUUCCGAUAUUAGACUAAAUGAUGGAUUUACUAAACAAUUGAAAGGAUAUGCUGCAGAAACAGCGCAAAGAACUGAAAAUCAACCAUCACCAGCUAGUUAG
This is a messenger RNA of Didymodactylos carnosus, 757 nucleotides long. Lineage: Eukaryota; Metazoa; Rotifera; Eurotatoria; Philodinida; Philodinidae. The record is from the annotation of a GenBank genome assembly.